Molecule: messenger RNA, 564 nt
Organism: Meleagris gallopavo (turkey)
Lineage: Eukaryota; Metazoa; Chordata; Aves; Galliformes; Phasianidae
Source: RefSeq, a predicted model, not a curated record
GAGCCCGUGAGCUUUGCGGAGGUGGCCGUGUAUUUCAGCAGGGAGGAGUGGGCGCUGCUGGACCUUGCGCAGCGAGCGCUCUACCGGGACGUGAUGCUGGAGACGUACCAGUGCGUGGCCUCGCUGGCUCCACUUCCAGCCCCCAAACCCAUGCUGAUCUCCCUGCUUGAAGGAGGGGAAGAGCCCUGGAUCCCAGAUGUGCGUAGCCCUGAGGCCAUGCCAGGAGACCUCAGCCCAGGAAAUGGGAUUACAGAUGUAUUGGAGGAUCUGCAGGAGAGUGGUGUGGCUGAAGAGCAGUGGGGUAGUGUCUGUGUGGAGGAAAUCAGAAGGGAAGACCAAGGAGGGCUGGAGCAAGGUCAGGGUGAGCUCAUCAAGAAGCCUCUGGGGAAGCAUCUGGGAAAGACAGGAAGCAGCCCACUGGACUUCAACAUAGGUCAAAAGGGGCCUAAAGAACCCAGGAGCAAGGAUGUGUGCCAGAAGAAAAAGCGGAAUCCAUGCACUGAGUGUAGAAAUAGCUUUGAAAAAGAUUCCAGCGUCGUUAACCACCAGUGCAAAUGCUCAGCA